CCCCACCCGGCAGCGGAGGCCGUCCACAGACUGUCCAAUGGCGUGUAAGGGGCGGGGCCCGGCGCACACCUGCCGGCCUCCAGGCCAAGAACCAGGUGCAGGAGCCGGUCAAGAACUGGGAAGUCAGAACCCGACCACCCAAGAUGCUGAGCUCUUCUCAGAGCCCUCAGACUGGCACCUGGACAGAGCCCUUCUCUCUGCUUUUGGGUCUUGGCGCUACCCUCUACUUGGGCUACUACUGGAUAUGUGUGCCCCAGAGGCCUCAACUGGUGACUGGGCCCCGGUUUCUGGCCCUCCUGGAGCAACGCUGUCCGAUCACUCUGGAGACUUUCUACCCUACGCUGUGGUGUUUUGAGGGGCGGCUACAAACCAUCUUUCGAGUCUUGCUGCAGUCUCGGCCUCCAGUCCCUUACCGGAGCGAAGUCCUCCAAACCCCAGAUGGAGGACAGCUCCUGCUAGACUGGGCUGGCCAGCACAACAGCAGUCAAUAUCCUGACCCCACCACCCAGCCCAUUGUAUUACUGCUUCCUGGUAUCACAGGCAGUAGCCAGGACUCCUAUAUCUCACAACUAGUCAACCAAGCUCUGAGGGAUGGUUAUAGAGCUGUUGUAUUUAACAACCGAGGCUGCCGUGGGGAAGAACUGCUGACUCACAGAGCCUUUUGUGCCAGCAACACUGAAGAUCUGGAGACAGUCGUGAGCCACAUAAAGCACCGCUACUCCCAAGCUCCACUGCUGGCUGUGGGCAUCUCUCUUGGAGGGAUAUUAGUGCUGAACCACCUAGCUCGAACAGGGCAAGAUUCGGGGCUGGUGGCAGCACUGACUCUAUCUGCAUGCUGGGAUUCCUCUGAAACCACCCGCAACCUGGAGACCCCACUCAACUCACUGCUCUUCAAUCAGCGCCUCACUGCUGAGCUCUGCCACAUUGUGAACCGAAACAGGAAGGUGAUGGAAAAGGUGGUGAACGUAGACUUUGUGCUACAGGCCCGCACAAUCCGCCAGUUUGAUGAGCGCUACACAGCUGUGGCUUUUGGAUAUCAAGACUGUGUUACCUACUACCAAGCAGCAAGCCCAAGAACCAAGGUAGAUGCCAUCCAGACCCCUGUGCUCUGCCUCAAUGCAGCUGAUGACCCCUUCUCCCCAGUCCACGCCCUUCCCGUACAGGCUGCCCAACAUUCUCCCCAUGUUGCACUGCUCAUCACAGCCCGGGGUGGCCACAUUGGCUUCCUGGAAGGGCUGUUCCCCUGGCAGCACAGCUACAUGAACCGCCUCUUGCAUCAGUAUGCCAAAGCCAUCUUCCAGCACCCAGUGUCGCUGCUCAACCUCAGGGAUCUCUCACCUUCUGAGGGAGGCAAGAACUGACAGGAGUACCACCAGGGUCUCAGUUCAGUCUUUGCUUGUUUAUUAAAUAUCAACUUUUCCUGCUGAAUG
Molecule: messenger RNA, 1430 nt
Organism: Herpailurus yagouaroundi (jaguarundi)
Lineage: Eukaryota; Metazoa; Chordata; Mammalia; Carnivora; Felidae
Gene: ABHD1
Product: abhydrolase domain containing 1
Exons: 10
Coding region: 144-1361 (405 amino acids)
Biological process (GO): medium-chain fatty acid biosynthetic process; medium-chain fatty acid catabolic process
Molecular function (GO): acetylesterase activity; monoacylglycerol lipase activity
Source: RefSeq, a predicted model, not a curated record